Molecule: messenger RNA, 1975 nt
Organism: Phyllostomus discolor (pale spear-nosed bat)
Lineage: Eukaryota; Metazoa; Chordata; Mammalia; Chiroptera; Phyllostomidae
Gene: ELF5
Product: E74 like ETS transcription factor 5
Exons: 7
Coding region: 24-791 (255 amino acids)
Biological process (GO): regulation of transcription by RNA polymerase II; cell differentiation
Cellular component (GO): nucleus
Molecular function (GO): DNA-binding transcription factor activity, RNA polymerase II-specific; sequence-specific DNA binding
Source: RefSeq, a predicted model, not a curated record
CGCUGUCUCCCUGUGAAAGGGUGAUGUUGGACUCGGUGACACACAGCACCUUCCUGCCCAGCACGUCCUUCUGCGACCCUCUGAUGUCGUGGACUGAUCUGUUCAGCAGCGAAGAGUAUUACCCCGCCUUCGAACAUCAGACAGCGUGCGACUCCUACUGGACGUCCGUCCACCCUGAGUACUGGACUAAGCGGCAUGUCUGGGAAUGGCUGCAGUUCUGCUGCGACCAGUACAAGCUGGACACCAGCUGCAUCUCUUUCUGCCACUUCAACGUCAGCGGCCUGCAGCUGUGCAGCAUGACCCAGGAGGAGUUCAUCGAGGCGGCCGGCGUCUGUGGGGAGUACCUGUACUUCAUCCUCCAGAACAUCCGCUCCCAAGGUUACUCCCUGUUUAAUGAUGCUGAAGAGACCAAGGCCACCAUCAAAGACUAUGCUGAUUCGAGUUGCUUGAAAACAGCUGGCAUCAAAAGUCAAGACUGUCACAGUCAUAGCCGAACAAGCCUCCAAAGUUCUCAUCUAUGGGAAUUUGUGCGUGACCUGCUUCUGUCUCCCGAAGAAAACUGCGGUAUUCUGGAAUGGGAAGACCGGGAACAAGGCAUCUUUCGGGUGGUGAAAUCAGAAGCCCUGGCAAAGAUGUGGGGACAGAGGAAGAAAAACGACAGGAUGACGUAUGAGAAGCUGAGCCGAGCCCUGAGAUACUACUAUAAAACGGGAAUUCUGGAGCGGGUCGACCGGAGGCUAGUGUACAAGUUUGGGAAAAACGCACACGGGUGGCAGGAGGACAGGCUAUGACCGGCUCCGUCGUCUGCUCACGCUGUGGAUUUCUGCCUUUUCAAACAAGCUGAUUGCAAUAGACAGUUGAAAGUCUUGGUUUUCAUUUCUUUUUUUUUUAAACCUGCAAACGUCCUGAUAAAAUGUCUCCACAUCUCAUCUUACAUUUGGGUUCAGAGUUGUUGUUGUCUACUUCGGGGUGAUGGCAGCAACCCUUAAGAAGUUCUCUUUUCUUUAACCCAAGGGAAGGAGGGGGUGAUCUUUCGUGGUACCUUGGGCACCCGUGACUUCCCUGCUCGGGAGGGGCAGAGCCACAGUAGCCAGUGCAGCUCAGAGAAAAAUGACCCAGUUCUGCCUUCAGACUCAACCAGCGCUCCUAUCCCCAAAGCUCAAAAGUGUCCACUCAUUUAACCGUGGCAACUCACACAAAAAAAAAAAGCGUUAAGUUUGUAGUUAAUGUAAUAGGAAGGGGUGAAAUGUAAGACAAACAUUCAGUAGAUUCUAAAUCGCUCAAGUCAAAAUCUACAGAAAAGCUUCUUAAUUAGUGAAAGAGCUAAGCCAUCAAGCUCGUACAUUACUGGAUUUAGCAUCAUAGGUGAAUAGUAAGUUUCUUCACCAGAACCUCUCUGUGGCCACUGAGCAAAACUCCCACAGCCAUCCUUCCAGAGUAACACACUUAAAAUUAGACACAUUCUUAAUUCCUGCUGAGCUUAUCCCCCCUCUUCUCCUCCUGGUGGGGGCAUCAGAUAGUCAAGGACACUUGUACCAGUUUCCAAGUCACUGCUGUUUCUAUGACUCCAGAUGUCAAUGCAAUAAAAUCGUAAUUCGUUGACUCUGUCCAUGGCCAAGAUGUUAAUCCUGUGUGGAACUGGGCAUGUCCUGUCGACUCUGUGAUGGCCAAUUAAAUGAUGAGUCCCUCAUCCUGUCUUCCUACCUGAUGUGUGUGCAAGCUCCAGAACACACCAUUUCCUUGAUAAAAAUAGCGACAGUGAAUCUACACCACCAAAUGUUCACGGGUUCAAGUCUGCACUGACAUUUCUCAUGGGUCCCUGGCAGGUAAGCCAUUAGUGACCUACAGCGAGGUGGGCUGCCCGGGACUUCUCUUUCACCAGAGCAGGAAGCUUCAUUGGCGAGGCACUGAACCACACACAGUACUGGCUAACGACCUCCAUGCUCCGAGUUCAACUUCAAAAGUAACUGGUUUU